GAGUCGUGUAAAUAACUCUAAAGCGGUGUUCAUGUAAAAAAAUCCAUGAUGUUGGUUUGAUAAUAAAAUGUUCUGUCAUUAAUUAAAUUGUCACAGUUUAUGGUACAAAUUAAACAGACGAUAUACACCUUCUAUAUCUUGGCAUAUUUAUCAUCAACAACAUGGGAGUGCAUGGACUCUGGCAGCUGUUGAGUUCUACAGGCAAGCCUGUACCUUUAGACUCACUGGAGGGGAAAGUACUGGCUGUUGAUGUGAGUGUAUGGUUACACCAGUUGUCAAAGGGAAUGAGAGACAGUUCUGGGAACCCGCUACCUAACGCACAUCUUCAUGGUUUGUUUACAAGGAUCUGCAAGCUUCUGUUUUACAGAAUUAAACCUGUGUUUGUCUUUGAUGGUGGUGUCCCUACACUGAAGAAACAGACUUUGGCUUCCAGACGUAAUAAGAGAGAAGAUGCUGAAAAAACAAGCUCCUUAAUGCAGCAAAAGAUUCUAACCAAUCUGAUUCGUAGUCAGGCUCUCAAAGAGGCUUGUGGACUGGACAAAUUACCAGAUUUACCUCCACCACCGAAAAGCUCUGCAAAGGGAAAUAAAGAUGUUAUGUUCCAGUUGCCACCCAUACCAGAAGCUUCCAAGCCGUAUAUGUCCCAGAAAAAUGAUGAAGAUCAGAUGUACAUUGAGAGACGAGAACUACAGGAGAUGGUUGAGGAUGCGUAUGAAGAUAUCAGUAAAAUUGACGUGGAAUCAGAGGAUUUCCAAGCUCUGCCACCAGAUGUUCAACAUGAAAUCAUGACAGAUAUGAGAUUACGAAAGAAAAACUACAACCUGUCAAAAAUUGUUGAUUUACCAGAUGAUUCUAAAGAUUUCGCCAACUACCAAAUAGCUAAACUUGUAAAGCAUAAUAAACUCAAUACAAGACUUGAUGAAGUCCGUAAAGAAAUGAAUGAUAGACAGACACGUUCGUUGACCAAACGCUAUGGCAAAAGAUUCCAAGAUACGGAUGAUAUUUAUUCUCAGAGAGUGGUGUCUGAAGAUUCUUCACAUUAUAUUCUAGUUAAAAGAAAUUUAAGAAGGAAGAGGGAGGAGGAAGAAAAGGAAAGAGAAAUGAACAAAUAUUUGUUGGAAACUGUUAAUGAUCAGCUUGAAACGGUAGAAGAAGCAGAUGAGUUAUUACUGGAUUCUGAUGAAGAUAAUUGUGAUAAAAUAGAUAUUAUGGAAGAGAGUAGACUGAUUUUUGAGGAGUUAGGUGGUAAACUUGAUGAUGUAAGUGAAAAUAUAGAAGAAAUGAAAAGCAAAACCACAGAAACGAAAGAAAUUCAGAGAAACAAAAUGAAAGAGGGCACUGUAGAGGAUAAGCCUAGAUUUCGUGCAGUCAUUGAAGUAGAAUCAGAUUCUGGGUCUGAAAGUAGUGAUGAAAGUGUGCAAAUAGUUGAAACAAUGGAAAAUGAGGCUGUUGUAAUAGAUGACCCACAAGUUGAUCCUGAGCUGCAGUUUGCAAUUGAGCUGUCAUUGAAGGAACAGAGACAUAUAGAUAAAAGUAAACAAGAAGAUUUAAAUGAAAAAAGUAAACAUUAUACAGGCAAGAAGUCAAAAGAUGUAGAAUCUUUUAGUGGUUUGAAUAAAAAUUCUAAUAAUUCAGGCAUUCCUGUAGUAACAGCCAGAAGACAAACACGUCAAAGAUCCAAUGAACAAAGACAAAAAAACAUUGUAGGAGACUCGUCAGUUCAACAACAGGAUUCAGUUGAACAAAGAAGAACAGAAACAUUACGUGCUAGUAACAAGGUGAAUAGUGGUAAAACCUUUGAGAAAAUCAGAACUAGUAAAACUAAAAUAAUAGAAAAAGCAGAUUCUGCCAGAGAGAAUAAAAGAGUCAAAAAGACCAAAACUGAUGCAGGAAGUAUAGACAAAUCAGAUGGCUUAGACUCUACUGCAAGAAUGGAAGAAAUAAAGUCUACCACUGGUAUUUUUAAAAGGAAGAUUUCAUGUCUUUCAAACGAGUCGACUGACAGUUGUGAAGAAUCAAAUAAAGUACGUAAAGUAGAUUUAUCAGAUGUUGAUAGUGAAGUAGAAGCCGACAGUGACGGAUCUUCCGACUCUGAAGGAGACUUUAUAGAGGUGAAAGUGGACUUGACCAAAGUGAAGGAAGAUGAUUUGUUUCCUGCCAGUAUGUUUGAGACUGAUACAGGGGAGGCAACUGCAAGUUACAAACCUGAAGUCAACAAAGACAAUGCCAAGGAAGUGGAAAACAGUACAGAAGAUAUUAAUGAUACAGUAACUGUAGAGACAGCAAAUGAAAAAGCAUUUGUCAGUGUUGUACGUAAGGAUGUAGAAGUGGAAAAUAAAGUGAAUGUCAGUUCAGCAGCACACAAGAAAGUAGAGACUAUAGCAGAGGUUGAAAAUGAUGUCGAGGUUAAUGGGAUUGAGGAUGAGGAAUCUAAGUUUGAUAAAGACAAGAGACACAUUGAUGACCAGAUUACUGUUGUAGAGAGUGAAGAAGAAGGAUUGGAGAGUGAAGAUAGAAAUGGUGAUAUAAGAAUUAAAACCAAGCCUGAUGUUGACAAAAAGCUUGAAGCAAAGGCAACAGAAGGUGAAGAAAUUGGAGCAGAAGAUAACAUCACCAUGGAAACAGAAGCAGACAACAUUUCUGAUGAAUCUUCAGAGGAACCAGGUAUGGUGGAACACAGUAAUAAACGAGCGUCUAGCCCUGCGGUACCAAGUCUUGUAAGACAGUUUGAAAGUGUGAAUGAACAAAAUGUGCGUGGAAUGAGAGAGAAUUUAGCAUCAGAGAACAGACAGUUGAGACUAGAACAGGGGAGACAGGAGAGGCUUGCAGUGUCUAUCACUGAUCAGAUGCAUUCAGAAGCUCAGGAAUUACUUCAGCUGUUUGGUAUCCCAUUUAUUGUGAGUCCAACUGAAGCUGAAGCUCAGUGUGCUCAAUUAGAGCUCAUUAAACUCACAAAUGGAACAAUAACAGAUGAUAGCGAUAUCUGGCUGUUUGGUGGAAAAUGUGUUUUUAAGAACUUCUUCAAUCAGCAAAAACAUGUAGAGUGUUUUAAAGAAGUGAAUAUCAAGUCACAGCUGGGGUUAACCAGAGAAAGCCUGAUAAAUAUUGCCCUGCUUUGUGGUAGCGACUACACCGAGGGAAUCCGGGGUGUUGGAACUGUCACUGCAAUGGAAAUUCUGGCAAAGUUUCCAGGGAAUGGUCUUGAAAGUCUCGUUAAAUUGAAGACAUGGUGGGAUAAUGCUCAGAAGGAAAUCAAAGUGCCUUCAAAACAAUCUAAACUUCUUUCUAAGUUGAGGGAUUUGGAUAUAGAUGAAGGAUUCCCAAAUCCGCAGGUGGUUGAAGCUUACCUAUCUCCAGUUGUUGAUGAUUCCAGAGAGAAGUUCUCUUGGUCUCUACCAAAUCUUGAGCAGCUGAGACAAUAUCCUUGAUAAUGAUCAAAGGUUAAGCUGAAGUGGAAUCGUGAAAAGACAGAUGAGGUUCUUCUACCUGUACUCAAACGAUUGAGUGAAAAACAGCAUCAAAGAAGUAUCAGUGCAUUUUUCCAACCUGAGGUCUACAUGAACCCUGCACCUGUGAAAAGUAAGAGACUCCAAAAAGUAGUGAAUAAAUUCAUCAACCCUACAGAAGAACAAGAGGAUUCUGAUGAUGAACAGAAGAAUGUCAAAAAGAAAACUAGGUCAAAAGGUCAGAAAGGUAAAGGUGAUGAUGAAAAGACUGGGUCAGAAGGUCAAUAUGAUUGUGACAAUCAAAAGGAAGUCACUGGUACAAGUAGUGUAAGUAAAAGAAGAACCAAAGCUGUUAAUAAGAAAAACGAUGGAGCUGUUAUACAGAAGGAAAAUGGUGGGAAUAUAGAAAGUAUGACAGAAAAGAAACCAAAUCCAAAAGCUCAGGGGCAUUUAAAAGAAGCUCCUGAUGAAACUGCUGUACUUGAUGUAGUGGCAAAUGAAAGUAAGAACACUGAUAAUGCAGAACUGGGUUCGGAAAAGACUGGAAAAGGUAAAUCUGUCAGGGGCAGAGGUCGUGGAAGGGGCAGAGGCAAAGGUGCGGGAUCAACUAGAAGCUUAAGGAGCUCAAAAGUUGAGGAGAAAGAAAGGUUUAAUUCGGAUAGUGAAUCAAGUGUUGAUUCAGAAAGUGACUCUUCAACAACAUCAUCAUCAUCAGAUGAUGGUGAUUUUGAUGAUAGUGAUGGUGAUUUUGAUGAUGAGGAAGAUGAAGGAGGCAGUGGAAUAAAUGUCAUACAAACAGGUUUAAACAUAGAUGAAAUAUUAAACCUGAAAAUGGGAUGUAGUUUUGAUGUAGCUAAACCUGUUAAAAUGUCCAAACAAAAAGGAAAGGUAAUCGAAAAUGUGAUGAAUGUGAAUGAAAUUCUGCACCUUGAAAGUGGAGCAGAUGACAUAAAUAAAGUAAUUGAUGUUUGCAAUACUGUUGAAGAGGCAGCUGAAGGAGAAGCAGACCAAGAUGGAAAUUUGCUUGAAACAGAUCAAAUUAUUGAUGAUACGUUUGCAAAUGAAGGUGGGUUUAUAAAGGAGGAGGAGGAUGAAAUGGAAGAGUGGCCUGAAACAAUGACAGAUGAAAUAGUUAAAGCUGUUGAAUCUUCAGAAAAGACCAUUGCAUUGACUUCAGAUUUUGAUAAAAAAUCAGUUAAGAUAAAUAGAAAUAGAAAAGAACUCUCUGAGGAAAGAAUUGCUACUUCAAAACUCUCAAAUUUUAAAGAUAUUGGUUCUGAAGAAUCUUGUAAGAUUGGAACAAAAAGGACCAGGUCAAGCCGAACAAACAGUACGAGAGAUAAAUCUGUAGUUAUUAAAUCAAUGUUCAAACAAGAAAAAGUGGAUAAAGUUAAAAGUGAUAGUUGCACUGAAUCCAACCAAUUGAAAAUGUCUGAAAAGGUGAUUUUAAUUGAUGAAAGUAAAUCAGUUAAGUCUGUUGCAACUGUUAAGCCAAUUAAAGCAGAAAAGACCGGUGCAAAAUUGAGCAAACCAAAGCAUGACAGUAUUUAUACAAAUGACCCAAUUAAGCCAGUUGUGACUGGAUUGCCUUGGGCAGACAAGAAGAAAGGGCAGAAAAAGAAGCAAAGUGCAAAGGGUCAGGGGAAAAUAAAGCUUCACACUAUAGCACCAGUAGAAACAGUGGUAAAAUCAAAACAGAUAGAAAAUAAGAAAACAUUUGAAAGUGUGAAUUUAUCUGAAAGUGAUUCUGAUGAUUAAAUUAUAAUGUUACUUUAAUUCUGCAUUUAAAACGAAAGACUAGCUUCCUGAUUGUUAGAAAUUACAAAAAUUGUAUAAAACAAUCACCUUACAGAAAAGCUUUCCAAACAAAGUUGCUGUGGCCUUCAUAUUUAUUAGUGUGGUCAAAUAUACAGAUUAAACAAUGAACAUUGUUCCUUAUAACAAGUUUAUUGCCAUUUUUACCAGAUACAUUGAUGAAUAUUUUGUAAACUGGGGUUGAUGAUUUAGCAAGAAAGUUAGUUAUCUAGUGGGAAAAAACUUUUCAGCAACUUGUUCCUGAUUUUCUUUAAUAUUCUAAAUUACCUAGAUUUAAUUAUAGGUGGACGGAUAGCUCAGUGGUUUGCACACUGGCCUUCCAAUCCUGAGGUCGGGGGUUCGAUCCCCGGCAGCUACUUGGGAAUUUUCAGAAACGCUUUUCAUAGUUUCCCACCCAACUAGAGGUGUACUGGUCAGGAACCCAGGCAAUCCACUGCUAUACACUGGGCAUGUUAAAGAACCAGGCUGUCUAUUCAAACGAGAUAGGCUAAGUUAGCCUGACAAGCCUGUAUCCUGUAAUUUCUGAUCUCUCUGUCGUGGGGGCUUUGUCUCACUCUGUCCCUCUGGUCAGAUUGCUCUGUGUCUGUACUAGUAGAGGAUGAAUUAUGCGUCCUGUGUGGCGGAAUUUGAACCAUGUAAAGCGCCUUUGAACAUGAAAUUGAUCAUGAAAAGGGUGCUAUAUAAAUCUGGUAUAAUAAUAUAAUAAUUCUACAUUGUUAUUAUGUAUAAUGCAUAACUAAGAGAUGGGGGAUUGUGUCCUCUUGUACAAAAGUACCAGGCUCUAUUUUGUUUCUUUAUUGUUACUAGAGUACAUGGACAUUUACCUUUUAGCUCAUCUGAGCAUUAAGUGCUCUUGGUGAGCUUUCAGGAUCAUUCGAUGUCCGUUCAUCAUCCAUCUGUCUGUUGUCCACAAUUUCUAUAAAAACAUCUCUUCUUGAACCACCAGGCCAGUUUCAACCAGACUUUACAGGAUAUUCCUUUGGUGGUCCCUUUCAGAUUCAUUCAAAUCUAGGUCAUCCAUUCAGAAUUCUGGUUGCCAUGGCAAACUAAAGGAAAACCUUUAAAUUCUUUUCCUCAUAAAUCUGUGGCAUGCAUUUGUCUGUGAUAGUAUGGCUAUAUGAAAGACUUUGAACAUCUCCUCUGAAAAUGCAGAUUCAAUUGCUGUUAAUGAUUCUUGGGUGACCUUUUACCAGACUUUUUCAAGCCAUAUUGAUUUGCUAAAAAAGCGUGGCUGCCUUUAUGGGGCAGGCUUGUUUUCUCUAAAUGGAAAACUUGCUAGCCCAAAUUCAAACAUCUAUGUUCUACAAAUGUUCCCAGGGUGACCCUCUACCAAAUUUCCUGAAGCUCCUGCCCACAUAACCCUCACUCCCUCUACUUCUUCAAACAAACACACACACAAGCACACACACACACACACACAUUUGUUUACUUUCAGUUUGCUAUGGUUCUUGAUAUUGUCUCUUAGUAUACUGUGCCAUCAUUCAUUCACUUAAUGGCUACUUGACAUAUGACUCAGACUGUAUUUUAAUAUAAUGUCUCAGAUAUUUUGCUUGCAUAACCCCCAACCAAAACUGCUGUGAAACUCAGGUGAUCUUUCUGAGGCUAUCAUGGCCCUUUUGGGGUAGCCUGGUAGCUUUAAAUUGGUCAAUUUUUUAAUGAUAAAUGUACUUUCUGAGGCCAUCAUGGCCCCUGUGGGGUAGCCUGGUAGCUUUAGAUUGGUCAGUUUUUUAAUGAUAGAUGUAUAUUUUUGUAUGAAAUGUAAAAUGUUAUCUGCGAAUUUUUAUCUGUGAUAUUUAUGUACAACUAAGAAUGAUGUAUUUUUGUUGAUAUAAAAUUUCUAUUUAUUACAUGCCAUGAAGUGCUUAUAACAGAACUAGUGUUAAGAUAAUCUCUUACAAUGUUUCUAAAUAUUUUGUUUUGUCUUGAUUUGACUUAGAUAAUAAAUUAUCAGCAAUAA
This is a messenger RNA of Mercenaria mercenaria, 7218 nucleotides long. RefSeq names its product DNA excision repair protein ERCC-5-like. Gene Ontology annotation, biological process: nucleotide-excision repair. Lineage: Eukaryota; Metazoa; Mollusca; Bivalvia; Venerida; Veneridae. The transcript is spliced from 16 exons. The record is from RefSeq and is a predicted model, not a curated record. Gene Ontology annotation, cellular component: nucleus. Gene Ontology annotation, molecular function: DNA endonuclease activity; single-stranded DNA binding.